This is a messenger RNA of Clarias gariepinus (North African catfish), 3975 nucleotides long. RefSeq names its product beta-carotene oxygenase 1, like (gene bco1l). The transcript is spliced from 11 exons. The record is from RefSeq and is a predicted model, not a curated record. Lineage: Eukaryota; Metazoa; Chordata; Actinopteri; Siluriformes; Clariidae. Gene Ontology annotation, biological process: carotene catabolic process; retinal metabolic process. The coding region runs from base 2150 to 3745 and encodes 531 amino acids. Gene Ontology annotation, molecular function: carotenoid dioxygenase activity; beta-carotene 15,15'-dioxygenase activity.
GUGAUGGUCAGCGUGAGAAACUCCGCGCGUCUCAUGGCGAGGUGCAGGGACGAAGUAACUCUAGCUGUGUAACCUACUGUCGCUUGCUUGGUGGAAAAGUAGGUGGUUACUAUUUUUUUUUUAAAGGAGGUCAGGUAUUAAUACGCUUCCAAAAAAUGUAGUUCACUAGCCAAGUACUCCUCGAAAGCGGUAAUGAGUAAUGACGUCACUUGUGUACUGACCAUGUAAUACAAUGUAUAUUAGCACAGAAUGAGAUAUUUGAUCGAACUCUUGGAGUUCACUGCAUAAAUGAACCAACGGCAAUGUAUAUGUGUGUGUAUGUAUAUAUAAUAAUCAUUAUUAUAAGCACUACAUACAUAUAUCAUCAUCAUCAUCCGCCUACUUACAUAACACUUCCCUGUUAGUCCAUUUAUACCUGGUAGCACAGCAGUGAAAACAUUCUUGAUGAUAAAAUGUCUCGUUUUUUCAUAUGAACAUUCAUUUCCACAUCUUUUGCUUCGAAAUAGCCAGACCUUCUUGCAGUUUAAUGUAGUUUUGAGAAAUAGUUCCCCAGGGUCUCUAAAGGACUUUUUUUGGCUCUGACUUUUGACAAGUUCCUGGCUCUCAUUUUCAGUCUAGUUUUAGAGGAGUUCUUUUGUUUUUGUUAAGCCACACAGUGACCUAUGAUACAUUCAAGUAUUAAAAACCAUCGAACUUAAGGCAUGAAGCGGUGAGAAACAGGUGCAGAUGAUCAGGCUGGUGAUUUGUAUACUGGUGAUGCUGAAUGCUGAGUGGGUGGAACAGAUGAGAGGGGAAAUGAGGUUGCUACUGAGAUAAACAACCAAUUUUUAAAUUGUAUCUUUAGGCACUUUGCGGCCUGUCACAGUAAAACAUUUUUUCCCUUUUUUAAAUGCACACUGAUCAGCCAUAACAUUUACAUUGAUUAUUAAUAGUAUACCAGUAAACGGGUGACAGGAUCAUGGCUCCAAAGGCUCAACCAUGCCUGUGCCUCAACCAAAUGCCAGCCUGUCCUGUCUUGUCUAAUGCCACAGAAAAGCCAACACAACACAAAUUGAAAAAAAAAGGAAAUACUGGAGUGAUAAAAGGCAAACACCCAGUGCACCACAGCUCACACUAGAGUCCCGCAGGCAACGAGCCAAGAACUGACGACUGUCCUCCAAAUGUUAUGUGGUAGGGAUUGGAGAGUUGCACCACGAGAUGUAAUAAUAUUUAUAAAAGCCCUUACGCGGGGCUUCUGAGCGGGUCAAUGAAAUAGGAGUUAGGGAGAGUGCUUAUGACACCCACAGGAAGACCUUCCCAUUUGGAGAUAGCGUGGGAUUAUUAAUUAAGAAAACAGAAAAUAAACAGAGCUCUGCCGAACGGGUCUCUGAAAAUUAAAAAAAAAAAAACUUAUAUCCUAUCGGGGCGUUUACCCUUACCAAGGAUUUAUAUGUGAUUGGUGUUUGUUUUUGUGAUUUGCACUUGCACUGCUACUGAGAGCGCAUGCUGGACUGCUGGCCGGCCGCUCUCUCUCACUCCCAAUCACGCCAACUUAAGCUUGAUGAUUUAAAGCUGGGUCUUUAGCUUUAUCUUUGUCCUUGGCCCUGAUACCUUUACUGAUGUUAUCUAAUGACCAGGAACCUUAAAUAGACACGCCGCCAGAUGCGGCACAUUCACGCUGAUUGCUUCUGAUGCAGCGUUACCUAGCUACCGCGUGUCUAGAUGACCACGCCUCUACCUUUAGCAGCCUGCGGAUCUGCUUGUUCUAAGUUGUUACAAGUCCAAUCCAUGGAGAUCCCACCCCUCCAGAAGGAUCUGUUGCCAACGUCCUGGUGCCAGACACAACAAUACACCCCCAGAGGCCCUUAGGGGAUACGCCUCUGUACAGUACAACCUUUUAUUGACUGAGACUUUAAAAAAAAAACCUCUGUUCUCACUUGCAGAUAGUUUCUCAGUGCUCCAUAUGUCCUCCCUCCAUAUGUCCACCCCUCCAUAGUCCUCCCCUCCAUACAUUGUGUGAUCUACUUAAAUAUGUAUUACCUUGAGACAAGCAACUCAGGCAAGAAGCAAGGUUGUUGACCUGUCUAUUUUAGGUAAUAAUGGUCAAAGUUACAAGAUAAAUGAAGACAAAUCUCUGCACCAGCAAACCUCAGUACAGGCAGCUCACAUCAUGGACACAAUCUUCUGUAGAAAUGGUACAGAGACCCUGGAACCACUUAAAGCAGAAGUGAUUGGAUCAAUCCCAUCAUGGCUUCAGGGAACACUUAUACGCAACGGACCUGGCCUUUUCUCCAUUGGAAAAACAUCCUAUAAUCACUGGUUUGAUGGAAUGUCUCUUAUUCACAGUUUCACUUUUAAGAACGGUGAUGUGCAUUACAGAAGCAAAUUCCUUAAGAGUGAUAGUUAUGUAAAAAACAUCACUGCCAAUAGGAUUGUGGUGUCAGAAUUCGGGACGAUGGUCUACCCUGAUCCAUGCAAGAAUAUAUUCUCAAAAGCCUUCACCUACCUGCUCAACUCCAUUCCAAAUUUCACAGACAAUAACAUUGUGAACAUUAUAAGGUAUGGAGAGGAUUACUACGCGGCAUCAGAAAUAAACUAUAUUAACCAAAUCAACCCAAUGACUCUUGACACUAUAGAGAGAGUCAAUUACAGGAACCAUAUUGCUGUGAACUUGGCAACGGCACACCCUCACUAUGAUGAUGAAGGAAAUACAUACAACAUGGGCACUGCUAUCAUGGCACUGAGCGGACCUAAAUAUGUUAUUUUCAAGGUGCCUGCUCCUACAUCAGAUAUGAAGGACAGCAAAAAUAAAAGUCAUGCACUGAAGAAUCUGCAACAGGUUUGCUCCAUUCCUUUUCGCUCAAAACUCCAUCCAAGCUACUACCACAGCUUUGGGAUGACAGAAAAUUACAUCAUCUUUGUUGAGCAGCCCUUUAAGCUGGACAUUGUCCGACUGGCCACAGCUUACUUCAGAGGAGACACCUGGAGCAAAUGCAUCGGUUACGACCAAGAUGAUGUUACUCUGUUCCACCUAAUCAACAAGAAUACAGGGGUGGCAGUGAACACUACGUUCUACGGAGACGGGUUUAUAUUUUUCCAUCACAUCAAUGCCUACGAGGAGGACGGUCAUGUAGUGUUUGACCUCAUCUCAUAUAAGGACAGCAGUGUUUAUGACCUAUUCUACAUAGACUCCAUGAAGCUGGAGACACAGAAAUUCACUGAGAUGAGUAAGGUGUUUUCUCCGCCAGUCUGCAAGCGAUUUGUCAUCCCUGUCAAUGCAGACCUCAAGGGAUCUUCGUUGGGCACGAACCUAGUGAGCUUAGAGGACACAUCAGCUACAGCAGUGUUGCAGAAAGAUGGUUCCUUGUACUGCACUCCAGAAACACUGAUUGAUGGUUUAGAGUUACCUGCAAUCAACUACAAAUACAAUGGAGAGAAGUACAGAUAUUUCUAUGGAUCGAUGAUGGAAUGGUCACCACAAGCAAAUAAGAUUGCAAAAGUGGAUCUGGAUUCCAAAACACAUCUAGAAUGGACGGAAGAGGAUUGCUACCCGUCUGAACCAAAGUUUGUGGCAUCACCAGGUGCUGUGGAUGAGGACGAUGGUGUUAUUUUGACAUCUGUUCUCUCCAUCAACCCCAAAAAGUCACCUUUCUUGUUGGUGCUGGAUGCGAAAACGUUCAAGGAGAUUGCCCGAGCUUCAGUUAACGCACCAAUUCACAUGGACCUGCAUGGAGUUUUUAUCCCUCAGGAACCUGAACUAAAAUAAAAUCAAAUAUUAUUUCUGGACAAAAAUAUUCCUUAAAUCAUGCUGCUUACUUUAUGUCACAGAUCACUGAUUUAUUUUGCACAAGAAAAACACUUUUUAAAUAUUAAUUACUUUUUAUUAUUUUGAUUGUUGGUUAGAAUUUUUAUUUACAUUAACAUUGUAAUUUAUGAUUUUAAGUGUAAAAAAAAAUUAUUUAAGCACAUUUUCAGAUUUGUUCAUUAAAAAGAUGA